Molecule: messenger RNA, 5886 nt
Organism: Pelmatolapia mariae (spotted tilapia)
Lineage: Eukaryota; Metazoa; Chordata; Actinopteri; Cichliformes; Cichlidae
Gene: ralylb
Product: RNA-binding Raly-like protein
Exons: 9
Coding region: 1142-2023 (293 amino acids)
Cellular component (GO): nucleus
Molecular function (GO): RNA binding
Source: RefSeq, a predicted model, not a curated record
CAUGCCUGGAUCGUGACGUGGCGCUGACACCGCGUGAGCUCUGCAUCUUUAAAACAGAAGGACAAAAAGCAGAAAAAAAGAAACCGAAAGAAAAACAGACAAGCUGCUCAGUCAUAACUGUGGGAUGAUAAGGACUACCUCUUUUUACUUUUGGAGAGAGUCGAGCCGUUAGGAGAGCAUUCAGCAUCAGCUGUUCAACACUGGUCUCUCAUUGCUGGAAGUCGGGGCUGAAUCAGUCACAUGACAGAACUGGAGGCAGAGAUCUAGAGAAAAGGCACAGCAUUUCGGCUAGCACCGCCAUACUGUAUUUUGAGCCAUAUCACAUUUUUAUUGCAACAUUUUACUCCCGCUCGGUGAGUACAUUUCCAAUGGCUUUUUUGUAAGCAUUUUUUGUCUUUUUAAUUGCCCCCCCUUUUUUUGUUAUUUUUCCUCCUUUUGCUGAUGGUUGAAUUGAGCAUUGACAUGGUGGUUUUGAGCGUUUUUCCACAUCCAGGCUUCAAGUUUUUAGCAUGCAGUUAUUCUGAUCGAGAGUGCCAAGAGGGUAAACGGGUGCGUUAUCGGGAUUGAGAAAGCCUUUACUUGCUUGCAGUUUUGUUUCGAGGGUCGAAACCAAGCAGGUUUUGUCAGUAUUGAGAUUUUUCGAACAUUUAUUGGUGGUUUUGAAACAUUUUUAAUUUUUUUCUCUUUUUUUUCUUUUUUGUUUCUGUCGACUUUUGCUGUUGCUAUGCUUUGGUUUGCAUUUUGCAGUGUUGUUUGUUGCCUUCGAGUUUUGUGAUUUUGAUGUCUCGGUGAAAUCACCACCGAUCCGAUCCUUGCUUUUACUUUGCUCCUCUUUUCUUUAUGGAAAAAAAGAGGGGGAAUCAUUUUUAAAGCCCGAUGACAUUUUAACGUGCUACUUUUCUUGCAGCUGAGCUCACAGGUUUGUGGUUUUUGUUUUUGGUUUUUUGUGUUCCUCUCUUUUUCCGAUUUCAUUAUACUUUUGCUGGUGGCAGUGUCAAGUAUUUUUUGGAUGUUAUUUUUUUGACUAGAUGAUGCUGGGUGGACGAGGGGAGUUUUGAUUCUUGGGGGAGUUCAAUGCGUUCUUGUUUUCAACGAGGAUGAACAGACAUUUUCCCUCUUGCAGGAGGGCAACUGGAGGAGAAUGACUGGUAAAACUCAGACCAGCAACGUGACCAACAAGAAUGACCCUCGUUCCCUCAACUCCAGAGUCUUUAUUGGCAACCUCAACACAGCCAUCGUCAAGAAGACCGACAUAGAGGUCAUCUUCGCCAAGUAUGGCAAGAUAGUCGGUUGCUCUGUGCACAAGGGUUACGCCUUUGUACAAUACAUGAACGAAAGGAACGCCCGAGCAGCGGUGGCGGGGGAAAACGCCCGUAUCAUUGCUGGACAGCCUCUUGACAUAAAUAUGGCCGGGGAGCCCAAGCCAUACAGGCCCAAAGCGGGCUCCAAACGGCCGCUCUCAGCUGUCUACAGUGGUUAUGAAUUUGAUUACGAGUACUACAGGGAUGAUUUCUACAGCAGGCUUUUUGACUACCAUGGCAGAGUGGCCCCCCCACCCAGAGCUGUGAUCCCGCUGAAACGUUCCAGGGUGCUCGCUCCCUCCUCCCGCCGUGGGAAGACCUCCUUCCCCAUCAAAACAUCCUCCUCUUCCUCGUCUUCAUCCUCCAGACCUCCCACAUCAUCCUCCUCCGCCGGAGUGAAAUUAGUGAAAACGGACCAACUUCAGACCAUUAAACGAGAGCUCACUCAGAUCAAGAUGAAGAUUGACUCUUUGCUGGGACGCCUGGAGAAGAUUGAGAAGCAGCAGAGAGCUGAAACCGAGGCUCAGAGAAAAUAUGAGGACAACUGUGACUCCCUGCAUGAGGAGUCUGUGUCAGAGACGGCAGAAAACUCUGGAGAGGAGGCCGGCGAGGGGGCGCUGGACGUAGAGGCGGGAGAGAUGACCGAUGGAGGCGAGGAUGACUAUGACGAGGAGGGUAGCCACCAUCUGAUAGAAAACCACGUAUCGGAUAUUGACAACUGAGAUCAGGGAGAGGAAGCAGACGCUCCUGGACGGUGGUAUUAGAAUUCAUCAUCACCUUCAAGAGACAGGAAAUGAUCUGUAAGGGAUCAAGACACCCAUUCAGGACUGUAAGUUGUGUAUGAGAGACGCCGAAUCACAUUUAGAUGCCUGACUGUGCAGCUCAAACAAAAUGUGAUGUGAUGAUCUCUAAAGAAAAUAUAUUCAAGACCCAUUUUAAUUCAGUGGCCUGAGUUUACUUCAUGUGCAACUUAUAUUUCAUUGGAAGAACUCGCACUCUAAUCCUGAAACUGAAAAAAAUCAAACCGAAGUCAAAGAAAUAAAAGGAUUUAUUUGGAUUUCUAAAUGAAAUUAUGUUCAAAGAUGGAAAUGUUUUUGAUCUAUUGUUACUGCUCUUCUGAAAUGUCCUUGUGCUGUAAUUUCUGUUUUUCAAAGAAUUUUUGUUUAUGCUCAAAUAUCAAAUGAAUAAAUGACAGAACAAUCUGUGACCGUGGUAGGAAAUUCAGCAAAAGAAUGAAACAUCGCUGCCGUCUGCUUCGGAUUUGACUCAUACAUAAGCCAAUAGCUGUGAGCAUAACUUUAUCCAGCUUUAUCCAUUUAUCACACAAAUGCCCUGUGGGGCUGUUCCAUCAUAUAUUCCAACUCCUGCCAAGUUUCAGAAGCAGAAAGGGCUUCCUGUGGUAGAGCGCCAACACUGGCACAGGCCUCCUGCCAGGGAGCAGUGCCCUAACGUCUCAGUGCACUCCUCCCCGCUCAGCUUGUGCAUCCCAACAUGGACUGCUGCUGUUCAGGAGCCAGCGCCUUUCUCCUUCACCCUCUCCUUCUGCAUCCUGCAUUGAUUCCAUUUUAUCUAGUCGAGCCAGCAAAGUAAGGUUUUUUGAAAUGGUGGAACUUAUUAUGAUUUUAAAUUAAACAUUGGCAGGCUUUCAUACUAUCUCAGGAUGAGAUCUUUGAUUCAGAACCCCGAAAUUUCUUGAAUAAUCGAACUUGAAAUAAAGCGUAGUGCUCCAUUAAAGCAACUUCACUAGGCACUGAGAUGAUUUGACCGUUCACUCGAUGCAGCUUACGAACAGUAAAAAAGAAAACACUGGAAUUUCUUCAACUGUUUAUGUGGAUUGCAUAACAAUCUACAUAUAGUUUCAGCUUUAGCUGAGCAAUUAUAAUUUACCUGAUUAUACAUAAAUUGCUGCAAAUUGAAUUACGUCGCAAGUGAAUGGAUGACAGCGCGUUCAACGUGUUCGUUAUUCAAAUCAAGUUUACUCUGGUAUUUUUCUGCCAUUCAAAUUUAACCACCGCAGUGUUAAUUCAAACAAUAAGAAGCUGAUGCUGUUCCAAGCCUGCUGAGAGGAGGUUGUUGUUGGGACCCAGGUGUCUCAGCUCAUUGCUGUGUGGCAUUGAUGAAGAUGCAUAUCAGCUAAAAUUCUGUUCACGCCUUCGUUACAGUAAAAACUAUCAGUGUUUUAGUGUUUGACUGAAAAGUUUCACCAUUUGUGUUCUUGCAUUUGAGUUGAUCACCUGUGUCUGAAGGGGAAAACACGAGACAGAGAAUAUUACACAUAUUAAUUUUACCAUUAAUAUUCUCGUAAAUGUCGUGGUUUAAAUGGAUGAUUGUCGUUAUUCUAUGAACAUUACAUUGACAGCAGUACUAAAUAUUCUAACUGGCCUCAGAGUAUAUAGGACCACUGUGAUACAUUAAUUAUUUUCAUGGGGAAAAAAAACAACUCCCACACCUCUGUUUGGUUUCAUAAAUCACACCCUGACUCCAGGUUUCAAAAUACUGUAGUUUAAAUUAUAAAAAUAUAAAAGCCUUAAACUGGAAUUUGGAUACCGACAAGUUCUUGCUACGCAUCGCAACACAAACAACAAAAUGAUGGGAUAACACAAUCUUUCCAUUCUUCUUCCUCAUAUUGUAUUGUUGGCAUCCCUAUUUUUUUCUCAUUUAGGUUUCAUCUUAUAAAAACUUUGUGGGACAUUUUGCAUGCUGGGAGGAUAUCCGACCCACAGGAGCUUUUAUUUUGCAAUUUUUUUUGCUAGCAGACACAAUUAACAGUCCUUGGUGAGUCCACUGAAUUAAAAGGACAUUUUUUGUGAGUUAAUGAAAACUUUGUUUUUUUAGAAUUACAGGAGAGCAUGGGCAGUGAACUGCCAGAACCUCUUCUGUAAUUUUAUACAUUUAUAAUGUAGUUUCACUAGUCCAGCCCAAUUCAGGUGUAUGUGGCCUGCAAUGUAAAAUACGUUUAAAAACCCAGAUUUAAACCGUGUGAUUGAUGCUGAACCUCUGAAUUAUCAAAGGUAUUAAUAAGAACUUCCCCAUUCUUAGAUAUGUUUAUGAUAUAGUUAAUAACUAAUAAUGCCAUGUUGCUAGUUAGCACCAUGUUGCUCCAUCAGCUACUUGAUGCAACAAAGUGAUCAGCUGGUAUGUAUUCUUUUAAAGCUAUUAGCAUAGUUUAAAGGUUCCCUAAUGAAGAAGGAUUAUUGUUUGGAGUAACGCUACUAAAAAGGUGCAUCCUGGAUACAUAAGAAGGCUAUAUAAGACAUUUUUAAUCAUGUGAUUCAGUCUUGAUGAAAGUUUCACGGGUUGUUUCUCUCAAAAUACCAAAUUAGAAACUGGUUAUAAAUAAUUCAUAUAUUGUUAAUAAUACAAAAGACUUUCUCAAUAAUUUCCUGAUAAAGCUGAAACCUUGUUUUUAAGUUGGUGUUCCUUGAAUUGCUAAAGGUUUGAUCCACCCUGGUGUAAUCAAGAUAAAAUAUAAAUUCAUCACUCAGCAUUCUUUUGAAAAACAGUGUCGUAAUUGAUCUAAAAAAUACACUCAUCUGUGGUGUUUUUUUAAUUGUUUUUUGACUGUGGAGAAAAUAAUGGUUCUCAAAAUCUAUGAAUACCAGUUAAUGUGUUGGUUGUAUUCGAAUCGAUUCUAAUUGUUCAGUGAUUUGAAAAGCGUAAAUAAAAAUUAUUGUAACUUAAAAGUACCAAACCAAGGCUAUCAAAAUUCCAUGCCACCAAGAGUAGGUAAGCAAAUUUUGUUUUGUGAUUUGGUUUAAUAAACUCCCUUCAGCAGAAGAUUUCGAAAAUGGAAAGUGACUUUGCACAAUAUUAUAAAUACACUACUCAGUCCUGGCAGGGCUACUUGGGGAAAAACAUGCAUAAAAUCAAAAAAAGAUUAUCCUGAAGUUCAUUCAAAAUAAGUAUCUGGUGAAUGAUGAUAAUGUGUAAUAUUUAGCACUAUUUUUGUAUUCCGAACAUGUUUAAAGGAAAUGGCUUUGCAACAUGUUUAUCUUUUUUGGUUUGUUUGUUUUGGGGGAGGGGUUUUUGUCUGGGUUCUUUUUUUGCUGGUAGCCUGUUUUUUGAUGGACAGUAUGGUGACGUGUCAAAUAUUCUGCAAAAACACAGAAAAAAACCCUCAUUGCUUUUAACUGUCGUAAUUUAUCUGGGUCACAUUAGAACACUUUUGGCUCAACUCGAUUUUCUUUCCGCUGUAAAUAGCCCUUAUCAUGUUUAUUUCAAAAAGGCUAGAUGAAUUUUAAAAGUUAAAAAUAAUAAAAAAUAAUACACUGACAGUUUGUUGGAGUAAUUGCAGGUUUAAACCGGAAUCGUGGGACUUGUAGAGAUGUGUAACUGAUAACUGUUGUAUAGAAAUGUACAUUUUUUUGUAAAAAUAUUUUUAUCAAAAGGCAUGUUUACUGUAACUUUGUAUUUUCAGUUCAUGUAUAAAACGUUAUAUUAUAACUGUUGUAUGAAUAGAAACUUCAUUGUCAUUGUAGAUAAAAAAUUUGUGUUAUCAAACAAUAAAAAAAACCCUGUUUGUGUCAUUUAACUAGUCAAAUGUUUCAAUGAGCACCUGUUUCCUUUUACAAAUAAAUAUGAACUU